CUUAGCGGUCAGCUAUCAAAACAUAUGAGCUCAGGCGCCUGAGAACAUGGUUAGGAAACGUUUCAGCAUAGUGCACGUUCUGACAACCACGAUGGUUAUCGUUGCAGUUGUGCUUGACCGCGCAAGUUCCGGCGAGAGGAAGCAAACAACCGGCACUGCCACAUAUGGCUACCCUCACUGGCAGCAAGGGAUCGCCGGCGAGUGGUGGCGACCUUGGCCGAUUCCGGAUGCGAUGCGCGUGAUGCUCGCCUGUUCGGGCAUCGAAUUCGUGCCUCGCCAAGCUUGGGGCGCCCGGCCGCCCAAGGCUUGGGAGAGACUCAAGGUGCAACCGGUGCCACGGUUCUUCGUGCACCACACGACGGAAACGGAGUGCUUCGACUUCUGGAGCUGUUCGCAGAGAAUGCGCUACUGGCAGAACUUUCACAUGGACACUAGAGACUGGUACGACCUCGGCUACAGCUUCCUCAUCGGUGGAGACGGAAGGGUGUACGUGGCACGAGGCUGGGACGCUACUGGCGCUCACACGAAGGGACACAACGAAGACGCGCUUUCCGCGUCCUUCAUCGGCGACUUCUCGCGACACCUGCCCACACCGAGGGCCAUAUGGGCGCUGCACAGGCUGCUGCAAUGCGGCGUUGCCCUGGGAAAGAUCCGUGCCGACUACACGUUGCACGGUCACAGAGACGCCGCCUGCCGGGUCAGUCCAGGGGACGCCCUGUACGCUCUCCUCCGCCAUUGGAAACACUACGGCGGGAGACUGCAGAAGUACGUUUGCGAGAUGAAGCACAAGGCUUACGAGAAAGAUGUACCGACCCGUUAA
This is a messenger RNA of Rhipicephalus sanguineus (brown dog tick), 820 nucleotides long. Its product is annotated as peptidoglycan recognition protein 1. NCBI's taxonomy places the organism in Eukaryota, Metazoa, Arthropoda, Arachnida, Ixodida, Ixodidae. Gene Ontology annotation, molecular function: zinc ion binding; N-acetylmuramoyl-L-alanine amidase activity. Gene Ontology annotation, biological process: peptidoglycan catabolic process. The record is from RefSeq and is a predicted model, not a curated record. Bases 47 to 820 code for a protein of 257 amino acids. The transcript has 4 exons.